This is a messenger RNA of Malania oleifera, 1239 nucleotides long. RefSeq names its product mitochondrial import inner membrane translocase subunit TIM14-3-like. Bases 687 to 1025 code for a protein of 112 amino acids. Lineage: Eukaryota; Viridiplantae; Streptophyta; Magnoliopsida; Santalales; Ximeniaceae. The transcript has 6 exons. Gene Ontology annotation, cellular component: PAM complex, Tim23 associated import motor. The record is from RefSeq and is a predicted model, not a curated record. Gene Ontology annotation, molecular function: ATPase activator activity. Gene Ontology annotation, biological process: protein import into mitochondrial matrix.
GGUUUGGGAAUGACAUUUGUCACAACCGCUAAAUUUUUCCAGGAAAAAUCGCCGCGUUUGAAUGUCUGCUGGGUGGUGUCUUUUGUUUUCUUGAAGCCCAAGUUAAAUAAAUAAAUAAAUAACCCCCAAAUGCGUUAUGCGUACAAAUGAUGGCUGCUUAAUUUCUGUCUCUCUCUCUCUCCGAAAGAUUCAUAUUUCUCUGGACUCUGGGUUUCUUCCUCAGCUGGGCACAAACGCACGCAGGCCGAAGUUCAGUUAGCAAGUCGCAACUUCGCCGGCAGCCGGCACUCUCUGACUCCCAGUCCCAGUACCCUUCAGCUUCACCUUCCCUUCCCAGUUCCCUUCCCACUUCGUAGCUCGCACACAGUCGGCGACGGCGAGUUCGAACCGCCUGUUCCAGAUCGGCAGAUCCAGUCUUCCCCUUCGGACUUCGGCUUCCACCUUCCCAACUUCGCAGCUCGCACUCUCGCAGUACUCCUUCGGACCUUCUGUCCUUGAGGAAAAACAUUGCUGCAUCAUAGAAAGAGAACAGAGGUGGAAGGGCAAGUCCUAGAUUUCUUGUUGUUUUGGACCCUUGAUUACAAAAUCAUCCAACUUUUUUUCCUUUCUGGGAAGUAAGAAGAAUUUUCUUGGAAAAUCAGAAGAGCUUGAACUGUACUUGCUGUGCACGGGUCUGGAGCUUUCCCAUGACAACACCUCUAGUAGUUGGUGUUUCUGUGGCAGCUGCUGCCUGGGGAGGAAGAUACUUGAUUGGAGCUUGGCAUGCAUUCAAGACUCAGCCUUCAAUGCCCCGUGUUCGAAGAUUUUAUGAGGGCGGCUUUCAGCAAGUUAUGACAAGGCGAGAAGCAGCUUUAAUUCUCGGAGUCAGGGAGCACGCCAUUACAGAAAAGAUCAAGGAGGCUCACAGGAGGGUGAUGGUGGCCAACCAUCCUGACAGCGGUGGGAGCCAUUAUCUUGCUUCCAAGAUUAAUGAAGCCAAGGAUAUCAUGAUGGGCAGAACAAAGGGGUCCAAUUCUCCCUUCUAGAUUGCUUCACAAUCAAGGAAACUGAUAUUUGAUCUGAGAAUUUUGUUGUUGUUUUCCUUACAAAUGGUCAUUGUUUGCAAAAAUGUCUUUGAACCUAGUAAUUUUUUUAUUUUUUAUUUUUUUAAAAAAAGUGAACAUAACAAAGCAUAUAUUCUUCUUAAGAUGAAACAAAAUUGAUUGAAAUUAUAAAGUUUUGGCUUUGGCAUCAGCUUAA